UCGACUGUGCACAUGGCAUUGAAUUCUCCCGAAUGGCCAGGACAAUCUGUCCCCCGCACAGCGAAUCUCGGUACAGGUAAGUGAUGCUUACGACACGUGCAGGUAGGGCUGACCGCCAGUUCGUGACUCGUAAUGCCCUCUGCGUGAAGAGGCCUUGUCUUACGCUUAGGUCAUUUACUUUGUGCCGCCCGGCGAUAAAGUAUCGCAUGGAGGAGGCCUCCCCCUCAAGCAAGAUGAUUACGUGCAGGAGUGUAGUUAGGCGAAGUCUGGGGUGCAGCACGAGAUGCACGUGCCUAGCGGAGACAUGUGCGUAUUUCCCCUCUCGCUGGGAUUUCCAUUACGUCUGCGAAAGCGCGUACGAAGUCACACAAAAGGGACGCAUAGCUAGAACAAGAAUUCAAGAUGGACAUGAGAGCAUUCUUAGAGCUCAUCACGCCAUCCCGCUCCUCCUUUGUCUUGCAUUCUUGCCAUAUAAGCUUCAAAAGUCUAUGCUUGCGACAUCCCGGCGCUGUGUUUCACCAUUGAUCACGCUAUACUAGAAACCGCUCCCCGCCAAACCUACCAUCACGAGAUUUCGACUAAGACCACUUCUCUUGACGCCCAGCUCCCCUGCACUUUACAUCCUAUGACUACAUCUAC
Molecule: messenger RNA, 639 nt
Organism: Microdochium trichocladiopsis
Lineage: Eukaryota; Fungi; Ascomycota; Sordariomycetes; Xylariales; Microdochiaceae
Exons: 1
Coding region: 84-539 (151 amino acids)
Source: RefSeq, a predicted model, not a curated record